UAGCGCUUCGCUCUUGGCCUUGCGCAGCCUCACUCCGUGUCGACACCGCCCCGACGUGCAUUCGAGCUCCUCAUCCUGUCCUCGCGCUGAUGCUCAGCAGACGAGCCGUUCACGACACACACCCGCAAGACGAUUUGAGCGGCUAGCUUGCAAGCCGCCUCGUUCUUGAAGAGCUCGCAAGAAGAGCAGCAGGGAGGCGAGCAGCUUGUCGAUGGAAGGUUCAGCACGAGGUGCGAUGUGCGCAUGACGGCAGCGUCCUCGCGCCACCAGCGCCCGCCCUUGCAUGGUCGCUCGAGCGUCUAUAUAAUCACGAAUUCUCAAAUGCCCUCGAGUCGCGACACAGCUUCCCCCCAACCUUCAUACACAGACGAACACAUCCUGCAGCGAACAUCGCAACACAGUCAAAAGAAGCUUUCCCAAGCAUCAGCUAUUCAGCUUUACAGUCUUACAAAAUUUCAAGAGAAGCCCACGCACCCCCUCAACAUGUCUCAGCGCACCUUCUGUUGUUGUCUGCCCACAAGGCUCGCCGUGCUACUCCUUUCGCCGGUGACACUAGUCGCUUCCGCCUUUUUGGCGGCGGUGGAAUGGUACUUCUUGCAUCAAAUCGCCAAGGACCCUGACAGCCCGCUGAAUGUCAAGAUCGCAACUGUUCUGCUGGGUGGUAUCAUGAGCGUCCUGGCGCUAGCUUCUUUCUUUGGUCUCAUAGGCUCGAUCGCAGCGAAGCACGGAGCGGUCGCUUUCUACUCAGGCACUCUAUGGUUCUGCUGGUCAUUCGCGACUGUCAUUGGCAUCUUCAACCUCGUCAUCACCUACAUCCAUGGCAAGGACAGCUUCACGAAGCAGUGCACCGAUCCUGCUACAGGAAUCACAGACGCCGGCCUCAGCGCUGACGAUGUCAUAAAGGUGUGCCAAAGCACAUUCAAUGUGGUCUACGGCAUUGCUUGCGGAGUAUUCGCCGUUGUCGUCCUCAUUACCCUCUAUCUUGCCGUCAUCGUUGGUCGGUACAGGCAACAGCUCGCAGAGCGCAAAGAGUUCAAGUACUUGCACAACCGCAACGCCUCUCACUCCAGUGUGCCGUUAACAGCCGAGGCUGGUUACGGCGCAGGCCCCUACAAUCCUCCGAUGCAGGCUUCGUACGCGUAUGGCAAGUACUAGGAAUGCCAGUAACUAGCGCUGGACGCGUCACUGCCAUCUCUCGUGCACCAAGACCAUCCUCAGGAAUGGCGAUAUACCCUUUGCAGGAGACCUUGAUCGAGUCUCUCGGUCCAUCCCUUCUAUCUGCGACAAGCAUUGAUGGCCGCCAUCACCUCGCUGUUGUCAAAUGAAAUCACUUCGUGUACUAUAGAACAAGCACGACCUCGCUUCGCACUCACAAUCUGAAGAAGUCGAGUUGCACCAGAUUAGCUUUGGACUCCUGGCAUGAAUCUCGA
Molecule: messenger RNA, 1430 nt
Organism: Ceraceosorus guamensis
Lineage: Eukaryota; Fungi; Basidiomycota; Exobasidiomycetes; Ceraceosorales; Ceraceosoraceae
Exons: 3
Coding region: 484-1155 (223 amino acids)
Source: RefSeq, a predicted model, not a curated record